This is a messenger RNA of Wyeomyia smithii (pitcher-plant mosquito), 1527 nucleotides long. RefSeq names its product mitochondrial import inner membrane translocase subunit TIM50-C-like. Bases 102 to 1337 code for a protein of 411 amino acids. The record is from RefSeq and is a predicted model, not a curated record. Lineage: Eukaryota; Metazoa; Arthropoda; Insecta; Diptera; Culicidae. Gene Ontology annotation, molecular function: phosphoprotein phosphatase activity. The transcript has 3 exons.
CCUUUCUCACGCAAAACGUCAAAAAGUGUUGAGAGCAGAUGGCCUGCAAAUAGUGCGAAGGCGAAUAAAAAUUGCAAUUUUCCCUAAACAAACAAGCAGUCAUGUUUCACAGAAACCUUUUACAGUGGUCACGUCUAGUCAAAGCUCACAAUCCUCAGGUUUGUUCCUUAGCGGCUGCUUUCGUACGCCGAUAUUCGUUCAAUCAAAAUGCACAGCUCCUGUGGCUACGACAGUCGAAGUCAGAACCAAGUGGAAAUUCAGUUUGUUUUUCUGCUCGCUUCCUGCAUGCGUCUGCUUUAGUAACAUCCAAAAGUGGUAACGAUUCCAAGACAUAUGCUCAGGUUGCAGCGCCCCAACUGCUUUCCAAGCUAUUCCCCCAGACUGCCGUUGAAGCGAACGAAGCUGAAAAAAUUCAAGAGCAGAAGCGUAAAGAGGAAGAGGAGACCAAAAAGGAAAAAGAAUCAUCUUGGAAACGGAUGAAACUUGGAUUCAUCAUUUUUGGUGUAUCUGUCACGGCUUUCGCGAUCUAUACGGUAUUCAUUUUCGGAGCUCCAGACCAAGAUCCGGAAGGUAAUGUGAUCGAGGACGAAUUCAGCAAAUUGCCAACGGUCCAACAGUACUUUAAACGUCUCUGGAAAUCAAUGACCUAUUAUCAGAAAAUGAUUCAGGAACCAUCACGUGAAAAAUUACUGCCAGACCCGCUUAAAUAUCCCUACAUUCAGCCACCUUACACACUGGUACUCGAAAUGAAGGACGUGUUGGUGCAUCCGGACUGGACGUAUCAAACUGGAUGGCGAUUCAAGAAACGCCCAGGCAUCGAUAAGUUUUUGGAGUCUUUGGCAAGGCAAUUUGAGAUUGUAAUUUUCACCGCCGACCAGGGAAUGACGGUAUUUCCUAUCUUGGAUGCCCUGGAUCCGCAUGGAUACAUCAUGUACCGACUGGUUCGAGACGCAACCCAUUUCGUAGAUGGCCAUCAUGUCAAAAAUUUGGACAAUUUGAACCGUGACCUCAACCGUGUGAUCGUUGUCGAUUGGGAUCCGAAUUCGACCAAAUUACACCCGGAAAAUACGCUCAACAUUCCGCGCUGGACUGGAAACGACGACGAUACCACGUUGUUCGAUUUGAUGGCAUUUUUGCUGACCAUUUCCAACAGCGAAGUAGACGAUGUUCGAGAAGUCAUGACCUAUUACAAGCAGUUCCCUAACCCGUUGAUGCAAUUCCGCGAGAACCAGCGACGCUUGGCCGAUCAGAUGGCCGAAAAGGAGCAGGAGGAAAAGCAGCGAGUCAAGCCAGCGAUACAAAAGUGGAAACCAAGUUUUCUUGGCGGCGGCCGUUGAGUGUAGCGUAGAAGCUAGAUUGUUAUUGCUUUCUUUGGAAUAAGACUCAAAACAGUUUACACCGUCAUCCUGUGUCGGUCCGGUGAUGCUGGUGUUGAACAACGUGGUUUAAUCAUUAAGCAUACCAACUUUCCAUGCAAACCGAACCGAACCGAAAAGUAAACUAUUUUAAGUGGCAUUCGUAUGAAAA